Messenger RNA from Exophiala dermatitidis NIH/UT8656, 1537 nucleotides. RefSeq names its product aryl-alcohol dehydrogenase. The record is from RefSeq and is a predicted model, not a curated record. Lineage: Eukaryota; Fungi; Ascomycota; Eurotiomycetes; Chaetothyriales; Herpotrichiellaceae. Gene Ontology annotation, molecular function: oxidoreductase activity; zinc ion binding. Bases 181 to 1455 code for a protein of 424 amino acids. The transcript has 2 exons.
CGUCUGCCAACUCCUCUCCAAAUGGGCUAAGGAGGCUCCCUAGGCUGCUCCCCCCUGCUGGCUGGGGGUGGACCGGGUGGUUCUGGGGUUAGUCCGAAGCAUCAGUUAGGCCUGCCGACCUGAGCUCCCGGGGGUCGGACCGAGAUUGACCACUGCCAUGUCUCUGUCCCGGGCCCUGAAAUGCUGGAAAGUUGGGGGUGGGCGCUGGUGGGAGAGAUCCUGGCCUGCUUAAAACACCAAUCUGAACAGGAAUUCCAUUUCGUCCAAGGAAUACUGGUCUCUCUACCCGCCUUUCUCACGCCUUCGAAGGUCGCCAAAAUGAGCACGAUUACUUCCCAAGGACUUGUUUUAGAAAAUGUUGGGGCAGAUUUUGUGUACGAUACAAUACAAUUGAAGCCCCUUCAACCAAAAGAGGUUCUUGUCCGUCUAAAGGCCACGGGAGUAUGCCAUACAGACAUUGCAAUUCAAAAGGGAAAGAUCCCCGCGCCUUUUCCAUUGGUUGUCGGACAUGAGGGAGGCGGUGUCGUUGAACAGAUUGGCUCAGAGGUGAGCACCGUGAAGGUCGGUGACCACGUCCUCUUGUCCUAUUCGUUCUGUGGGCAAUGCCAUACGUGUCAAAGCAAAAAGCCAUUCGCAUGCGCGCAACAGGAACUCCGGAACUUUGGAUGCAAGAGACCUGACGGGUCUUGUCCUAUGCUAUGGUCUGGCAAAGAGACACACGGAUGCUUUUUCGGGCAAUCCACCUUCACGAACCCAGCACUGGUUCAAGAGUGUUCCUGCGUUUCUGUGGACAAGUCGUUGCCCCUGGAGAUACUGGCGCCCUUGGGUUGCGGGAUCCAGACUGGGGCGGGAGCGGUGUGCAACAUUGUCCAACCUGUCGAGAAUCAUGUGAGAACACUGGUCAUCUUUGGGAUCGGGGGCGUCGGAAGUGCUGCCAUAAUGGCAGCGAAGUACCUCUCGACCACGGCACCGGACAUUUUGAGUGCCAUCAUCGCUGUCGACAUCAACGAACAGCGCCUCGCCUUGGCCCAAAAGCUGGGGGCCACUCAUACAAUCAACGGAAGCAACACAGAAGUUCUUGCCAGAAUCAAGGAGAUUUGCAACGGCACUGGGGUUGAUGCGGCCGUUGACUGUACAGGGGCGCUUUCGGUGAUCAACAACAUGAUCCUUGCGUUGGCUCCUUGCGGCAGAGCAGUCACGAUAGGUUCACCACCAGCGGGAGCAAAAAUGUCCAUUGAGGUGUUUCCUUUCAUCAACGGCUGUAAGACAUAUAGGGGCUCACAUGCAGGAGACAGUGUCGCCGCAAAGUUUCUACCUUUUCUUGCAAGGCUCUAUGAAGAGGGCAAAUUCCCGGUUGAUCUCCUGCAGAAGAAAUACAAGGCAUUCGAGAUCAACAAGGCAGUAGAGGACAUGGCUUCGGGGGCAGUAAUUAAGCCCGUGUUGAUAUGGGACUGAUGAUGACUACUAGUGAUGACUGAUGUACUUGGAGGGGGUAGAAAAUGAAAAGCUUAACGACCGCAAUAUUUGGCACCUCGAG